This is a messenger RNA of Cydia pomonella (codling moth), 4609 nucleotides long. RefSeq lists its product as uncharacterized. NCBI's taxonomy places the organism in Eukaryota, Metazoa, Arthropoda, Insecta, Lepidoptera, Tortricidae. Gene Ontology annotation, biological process: DNA integration. Gene Ontology annotation, molecular function: nucleic acid binding; zinc ion binding. The record is from RefSeq and is a predicted model, not a curated record. Bases 248 to 4372 code for a protein of 1374 amino acids. The transcript has a single exon.
AAUAUAUGGGUAUAAUGAUGUAAGAGGGUAGAAACAAUUCUCACUGACAUAAUGUAUAAGUACCUACUUAUCAUCGCUCUCUUUCAAUAAAUGGUUGUUACCAAGCGGACGCGUCUUGUGCUUUCUCUCCGUUCUAGAAGUUCCUGGAUAGUCAGUGCAUCUUAAAUACUUCAGUGGCGACGAAAUCGAACUGUGAACGCGUGUGAAACUUUUUUUUUAGUGGACGUGAGUGAAUAUCGCUGUUACAAUGUCUAUCGGUAAAAUUGGUGCUUUCGAUGUGCAUAAGGAUAAUUGGGAUUUAUAUGUGGAGCGCUUGGGCCAGUAUUUUGUGGUUAACGACGUUAAACCGGCUGUGCAGGUAGCGACUUUAAUCACCGUUAUGGGUAGUGAGGCGUACGAGCUCAUGGCAAACUUAUGUUCACCGGACAAACCGUCAACAAAAGAAUUUGAUGACCUUGUGGCGGUUAUGAAGAAGCACCUACAGCCGACGCGGAGUACCAUGGCCGAACGAUUUAAAUUUCGUCAGAGGACACAAAGAAGUGACGAAACCAUCGCGGAAUAUACUGCGGAGUUAAAAAAGUUAACAAAACAUUGUGAUUUUCAAGAAGCCAGUUUAAAAGAGAAUUUACGAGACCAAUUCGUGUGUGGUAUCCGUAAUGAUAGCAUUCGGCAAAAGUUAUUUACGGAAGAUAACCUAACAUUUGAAAGAGCAUUUAAAAUGGCGGUGGCGAUGGAAGCAGCGGAAAGUCAUGCGGCGUUGGUACAGGACCGUUCUACAAUAGAGGAGGGAGUAUCAUCAUCCAUGAUAGCAACGGCAGUGCAUCAGCUGGCCACGGUGAAGCGGGACAAGCGACAGUCGGCGGAGGCGGCUAGCACCGAGCGCUAUGGGCCGCGCGGUCCAAAGGUCACGCAGGGCGACGGGACAAAGGGCGCUAUGGGCGCGGGCAAGCGACGAGUCGUUACGAAUAGUGCGGACUGGAAGGGAGGACAAACCCAGCAAUGUUCGGCGUGCGGAGGGCAGCAUGGACAGAGCUCGUGUAAAUUUAGGGCCUAUGUUUGCAGAGUAUGUAACAAAGAAGGGCAUCUUAAGAAAAUGUGUCCGAAUUUAAAAAAAAACGUCUCUUUUCAUGCGAUGUUAGAAGAGCAGGCAGGGUACCAGUAUUCAGACAGUGACAGUAACGGCAGUGAAGAGGUAAAUAACUUUUCUAUAGAUGCUAAAAAGUUGAAGAAGUAUGGGCCUUACAUGGUGCAAUUAAAAGUGAAUAAUGUAAAUUUAGUUAUGGAAGUAGAUACGGGCAGUGCGAUAUCUUGUAUUAGCUAUGAUUGUUAUAGUCAAUUAUUUCCUGAGUGUCCGUUAAAAGCUAGCAAUUUGAAUUUAUGUUAUUAUACGGACAUAAGUGUCAAACCCGUAGGUAAAAUAUUACCUUCGGUGCAAUAUAACAAAAAAUGUAAAGAGUUAGAUUUGUAUGUAAUGGUUAACGGGAAAACGAGUUUACUCGGCAGACAGUGGAUAAAAGAGUUAGGAAUACUACCUGACUUAGUAAAAUCCGUCAAUUGUAAUAAUGUUAGUACAAAGCAUAUUUUUGACAUAAACGAUUUCAGUUCCAGAUAUUGUGAAGUAUUUGAAGGCGGCUUGGGAAGGUUUACUGGCGGAACGGUGGGGUUCCGGCUGCGAGAGGGCGCGGCGCCCGUGUUCCUGCGCGCGCGACCUCUGGCGUACGCGCUGCGCGAGCCAGUUGAGCGCGCGCUCGAUCAGCUGGUGGCGGACGGUGUGAUCACUCCGGUAAACUCGUCCGACUGGGCUACGCCUAUUGUUCCGGUGAUGAAAAAAGAUGGAACCAUUCGGGUAUGUGCUGACUUUAAACUAACUCUCAACAGAUGUUUGGAGGUAGACCGUUUUCCGCUGCCACGGGUUGAUGACUUACUUGCUAAAUUAUAUGGAGGGACUCGAUUUACCAAAUUAGAUUUAUCGCAAGCGUACGCACAAUUUGAAUUAGACGAAUCCAAACGGUUUACAGUGAUAAAUACCCAUAAAGGCUUAUUCAUGUACAAUCGACUUAUAUACGGCUUAGCUUCGAGCCCCGGUAUUUUUCAGAGGAAAUUAGAACAGCUAUUUGGAGAUUUACCGCGCGUAGGUAUUUUUUUAGACGAUCUGAUAAUAACCGGGGAAGAUGAUGAAACGCAUUUAAAAACGUUACAUGAGGUGUUCAGAAGGCUCAAAACUUACGGUCUAAAGGUUAGGAAAGAUAAAUGUACUUUCUUUUCCGAAUCGGUGACAUACUUAGGUUUCGUUAUCAGUAAACAUGGUGUACACACGUGUCCUGAGAAAAUAGAAGCAAUAAAAAAGGUUCCCGAACCAAAUAGUAUUACGGAGUUACGGUCUUUUAUAGGCUUAGUAAUGUAUUAUGCGAAAUUUGUCCGAAAUAUUAGUACGGUACUCACACCGUUUUACAAGUUACUAAAGAAGGGGGUUACGUUUCAGUGGAACCAGGAGUGUAGUGAGGCGUUUAGGAAAAUAAAAGAAAUAUUAACGUCUAGUGAAGUCCUGGCUCAUUAUUCUCUCGAUCUGCCGGUGGUUUUGACUUGUGACGCUAGUAGCUUGGGGGUGGGCGCUGUGGUGUCUCACAUUACGCCGGACGGCGAGCGGCCGGUGGCGUACGCGUCGCGAACACUCAAUGCGGCAGAAAAGGGCUAUUCGCAAAUUGAACGUGAAGCAUUGAGUAUAAUAUUUGGGGUGAGAAAAUUCCACCAAUAUUUAUAUGGUAGGGAAUUCACUUUACGGACCGACCAUAAGCCUCUGGUAUCUAUUUUUGGCGAAAAGAAAGGAAUACCAGUAAUGGCAGCUAGUAGACUUCAACGAUGGGCGGUAUUGCUAGCCGGAUAUAAUUUUAAUAUUGAAUAUGUGCGCAGUGAGAGUAACGCGGCAGACGCCCUGUCCCGUUUGCCGGUAAACAAAUCGGUCAGUUUAACGAAAGAAGUUACGUAUUUGAAUUUUGUUCAAGAUUUUUUACCUAUAGAUAAAAAAAUGGUUCAAGUUAGCACAGAAAAAGAUUCUGUAUUAAGGCGAAUAGUAAGUUAUUUACAGACCGGGUGGCCAUCAUCAGUAAAUGACAGAGAGGUCCAACCUUACUUUUUACGACGAAACGAAUUGUAUAUGGACAGGGGCUGCAUGGUUUGGGGCUACCGGUUAGUAAUCCCAGAAGUAUUGCGGGAAAAGUUAUUACGGGAGCUACAUGUGGGACACAUGGGUAUUGUAAAAAUGAAGAGUAUGGCGCGCAGUGUCAUGUGGUGGCCGGGCAUCGACGCGGACGUGGAGCGUACCUGCAGGAGCUGCGGCACGUGCGUGGCGGAGAGCUCGGCGCCGCCGCGCGCGCCGCCGCAGCCCUGGCGGUACUUGACGGACGUCUGGACCAGAUUACAUAUUGAUUUUUUGGGACCCAUACAGGGUAGGACAUUUUUGAUUCUUAUCGAUUCUACUUCUAAGUGGUUAGAGGUUUUCCAAAUGCAGUCGACCACGGCGAAAGCUGUAAUAAAGGUAUUAAGAGAGACUUUCUCGCGUUUCGGUUUACCACGAGAAGUAGUUUCGGAUAACGGACCACCCUUUACAAGUCAAGAGUAUAAAAGUUUCAUGACACAUAAUCGGGUCAAGGUCACUUUUGCGGCCGCGUACCAUCCGGCUUCCAACGGGGCUGCCGAGGGGGCAGUCAAGUUGUGCAAGCGGGCUAUUAAAAAGGCUAUGCGGGAUGGUGGCGAUAUAGAUGCAGCGUUGCAGGCUUACCUUCUAGCGUAUCGGAAUGUAGAACAUAGUACCACAGGGGUAUCACCGGCAGAGCUAUUGCAGCGUAGGAAGCUUCGUUCCAGGCUAGACUUGUUAAAGGAUGGAUCGGUAGAAGACAAAGUCAAAGAACGACAAACAAAGCAAAUAACUUACGCUGGCGGUACAUCUAGGGAAUUUAACGUGGGGGAAAAUGUGUGGUAUAGGAACUAUAGUGGGGGUAGUAGAUGGUUAGAUGGUAGAAUUCAGGAAAAAACAAGUUCACGUAAUUAUAUAGUUGCGGCGGAAAACGGUUCACCCAUUCAUAGACAUGUGGAUCAAAUUAAAAGUCGCUGGAUGAGCACAUAUGAGGAUCCGUCUCCGUCAUCACCAAUCCAAGAGUCGGACGGGUUGAGGAGUGAGCGCAACGACACAUCUAGUGUAACGGUUGAAGAUCAAUGCCCUGCGGAGUCUGGUGGAGCAGCGGUGACAGCUCCCUCGCCACCCCGAUCUAAUACGUCAGAAUCCACCGACCCCCCGGUCAACCUUCCCCGGCCCACACUGAGACCUCGGGAUAAGUUACGUUCUGUAAAAAGAUAUGGGUUUGAGAUUGACUAAAAAACUUUAUCAUGAAAAUGUACCUAGUUAAUUAAUUUUCAUACAUGUUAGAAAUAAGGGUGGAGGUGUAAUAUAUGGGUAUAAUGAUGUAAGAGGGUAGAAACAAUUCUCACUGACAUAAUGUAUAAGUACCUACUUAUCAUCGCUCUCUUUCAAUAAAUGGUUGUUACCAAGCGGACGCGUCUUGUGCUUUCUCUCCGUUCUAGAAGUUCCUGGAUAGUCAGUGCAUCUUAAAUA